Messenger RNA from Fulmarus glacialis (Northern fulmar), 2352 nucleotides. It is a transcript of the gene AKAP1, whose product is annotated as A kinase (PRKA) anchor protein 1. Gene Ontology annotation, molecular function: RNA binding. The record is from RefSeq and is a predicted model, not a curated record. The transcript is spliced from 5 exons. Lineage: Eukaryota; Metazoa; Chordata; Aves; Procellariiformes; Procellariidae. The annotation marks the transcript as partial.
AUGGCUUUACGCUUCCGCAGUGUCAUUUCAUAUGCCAUACCUGGAGCGCUGGCACUUCUUGGCUGCUGGUGGAUCUAUUCCUAUAGAAAAAAGCAUGCAAGCUACCAUGAGGAACAAGCAAUAGCUGUUGAAGAAGAGCAACAGGAAGAAGUGCCAGAGAAUGAUUCAUCACCCAAAACAGAAGCAUGUGUUCCUCGAAGACGGCGUCUCUUGUCGGUAGAGGAAUGCCUAGAGAAUGAAACCUCGACCUCCCUGCUGUCAGCAGGGUUGACGACGCCCUCUCUUCUGUGUCAGACUCAUGAGAGGCUAGAUCUCUCACAGGACCUUCCAGACCUGUCAGUAACGACAAUUCAGCCCAGCACCCUUGAGGACGACAGUGAAAAACUAGAGACAACAGAAUCUCAAGAUGAAAGCGGUGUCCCUGCUUGUGUUUCUCUCCCUCUGAUCUCAAAGAGCACAGAGUGUCACAGCAGUGCUGCAGUGAGCCUUCUACAGGAUUCAAGCUCUAGUGCAGACCAAGAUCAGUGGCCAUCAGCGUCAGUGACACUGACGCAAAAGUCUUUGGGAAUCACAGAGAUCAGCAGUGUGGAGCAGUCAGAUGAUUCUUCAUUUAAGCCCCCUAAGGAAAGCCAGAUGCCAGAAAUUGUACUUUUGGAUACCGGCUCUGUGACAGCCCUUUGCUUGGGAUUGGAGAAGGAAGCCAAUACCCCAGAAGCCUUUCUCAAUAAUAGAGAUGAAGUCAUAUCAAGUCACAGGGAUCCUGCAGUGAGCAUGUUACCGGAUAGUUUGGAGUCUGCCUGUUUGGAGCAGUCCAGGAAAGAAGAGAUGUCUGAGUCAAUUGCCAGUACUGUACCUGUGUGUCAGGAGGAGGACACACAGCCAAAAGGAGAUGAAUUGGAAAGAGAGAAGAUUGGAGGAGUGAGUUUGGACAAGGAAGAAGUUGAGAAAAUCGAGCAAGUAGCAAUACACAUAAUUUCCAAGGUCAUUUUGGCAGCAACAGAGCAAGUGCUGUCUGGUGCUGCAAGUGAUGUGUCCACUCGGAUCUGCCAAGCUGCAGCCAGCCGAGUUGAGAGAGCUGUGGAGACGGCAAGCGUUGUUUCCUCUGAUCAGAUGGUUACGGAGGAAGCUACAGUAGCUGAUGAGAACAUUGCUGCGAACGGUGAUGCUGCGGUACUGACAUCCCCGCAGACAGAGGAACAGGAUCAGAAUGUGACAGAUUCCAGCUCUUUAACACCUGGCUGUUUAUCCAGCGCUGUUCAUGGAGACACAAAAGACUCUCAGAUGAAGAACUGUGUGUGCAGUGAGCAAGUGCUGCCUGGUGCUGCAAGUGAUGUGUCCACUCGGAUCUGCCAGGCUGCAGCCAGCCGAGUUGAGAGAGCGGUGGAGACGGCAAGCGUUGUUUCCUCUGAUCAGAUGGUUACGGAGGAAGCUACAGUAGCUGAUGAGAACAUUGCUGCGAACGGUGAUGCUGCGGUACUGACAUCCCCGCAGACAGAGGAACAGGAUCAGAAUGUGACAGAUUCCAGCUCUUUAACACAUGGCUGUUUAUCCAGCGCUGUUCAUGGAGACACAAAAGACUGUCAGAUGAAGAACUGUGUGGGCAAUGAGUCCCAAGGAGCUGAUCGGACUCCUGUGGAAAACCAUGGGGGGUCACUGGAAAAGUCACCUUUGGUUUUGGAGGACUCUGGGUGCAGCACAUACACAUCUGAACAUGGGACAAGUGUGGAGGACUCAUUGCAGAACACAGUGCUGUCUGUCGCAUCAGGCCAGCAUUGGGACUCACUGAGCAUAUCUGCAACCCAAGACACGUCUGUUGAGCAGAGCUCACCAAGUGAAAAACCUCCUAUUCUGAAGCUACCUGAAGACAGCCAAGUGCCAUACAGUAAUGGGAUACUGAAUGAGGCUGGUCCGGACUUGCAUCAUGAGCGGGCAACAGGGAUGCAUGGAGAUCACUCAGGAGGUUCGCAUGUAAAUAACGUGGAUUUUGUGGACAGUGGCUGUGCCAUGAGGAAGACAGUGACUCGCCAGAACUCUAAGCUGGGAGGAGAAUCCAGCAAGUCCGACUACAUUAUCUGGGAAAUAGAGGUCCCAAAGGAAUUAGUUGGCCGCUUGAUUGGCAAACAAGGAAGAUUUAUGAGCUUCUUGAGGCAAGCGUCUGGUGCCAAAAUUUAUGUCUCAACGCUACCUUAUUUCCGUGACUCCCAAGUCUGUCACAUCGAAGGCUCCCCGCAUCAAGUAGAAAAAGUACUGAGCCUGAUCGGCCAGAAGUUCAAAGAGCUGUGUCUCACCAACAUCUACGGUCUACCUCCACCAACACCAUUGACGCUUCAUUCCCUCCUUAUGACUGCCUGG